AGUGAGGGGAUACCGCUAUCGAACUACGGUCGCUUCAGCUCCGCGCGAAUGUGUCAGUAACAACUAGGAACCCGACGGAGAAGCGGCCCUACAAAACGCGGCAUCGAAACCAUUGCCCUGAUUACCCCUCUGGCGCGUGCUGCGGAAGCUGGGAGGAACGAAGAGAUCCGGAACUCUUAGGCUGCAGCCCGGUCCGUUUUUUUCUCGUCCCCGCUUCCUGUUAUUCUCUCGCCGGAGCAAUUGCUUGCGUCACGUCCCUGACUUCCAGAGAUAGGACAGUAGGGACACGUCUCCCUAAGCGGGUGGCGCUCCUUUGCGCUUCCCGUUCCGCCCCGAGGCGGUAGGCGGGGGACUCUGCUGCGCCUGCGCCGGGCGGGGAGUCACGUUGCGGGGGUCUGCCGGGCUGCUGCGCAGACUCGCGGGCUCGGAGUGUCGGCGUGGCGGUGUCGGUGGUCGGCAGUGCGCAUGCGUGGGCACGGCACGGCUCGAAUGGUGGUGGGGUCCGGGCGCGGAGCGGGCGGUGCGGGCCGCGGGCAGGACGGCGGAGCCAUGCCAGCGUCGGUGGCGUCGGUGAUCUCGCGCUUCCUGGAGGAGUACAUGAGCACCACGCCGCAGCGGCUGAAGCUCCUGGACGCCUACCUGCUCUACAUCCUGCUGACCGGAGCGCUGCAGUUCGGUUACUGUCUCCUUGUGGGGACCUUCCCCUUCAACUCCUUUCUUUCCGGCUUCAUCUCCUGUGUGGGGAGCUUCAUCCUGGCGGUCUGUCUGAGGAUACAGAUCAACCCACAGAACAAGGGAGAUUUCCAGGGUAUCUCCCCAGAACGAGCUUUUGCCGACUUUCUGUUCGCUAGCACCAUCCUGCACCUUGUUGUCAUGAACUUUGUGGGUUGAAUCCCCCCCAUUCACUGAAACCGGAGAAAUAAAGAACAAUGUUUUCACUUCGUGGUUUCUCGGAUAGAAAUGACAUCAGCUUGAGGACAAGCAGAUUUUCACACAUCAGACUUAAAACUUUUUGCAGACAUCAUUUUAUUUUGAAGUUCGAGGUGGGGAAAUACUAGGAAGAUUCUGUGCUAUUCUUCCUCUGAGCUCUGUAAUGAGCAUUUAACACCAUGACCUCUGCCAUCCCCUCACUGUAAUAACCUGUUUGCCUUCCAAAUAAAGUGCUUCUUUUUAGUCCUCC
Messenger RNA from Trichosurus vulpecula (common brushtail), 1180 nucleotides. RefSeq names its product defender against cell death 1 (gene DAD1). Gene Ontology annotation, cellular component: oligosaccharyltransferase complex; membrane. The coding region runs from base 466 to 891 and encodes 141 amino acids. NCBI's taxonomy places the organism in Eukaryota, Metazoa, Chordata, Mammalia, Diprotodontia, Phalangeridae. The record is from RefSeq and is a predicted model, not a curated record. The transcript is spliced from 3 exons. Gene Ontology annotation, biological process: protein N-linked glycosylation.